This is a messenger RNA of Penicillium hordei, 1329 nucleotides long. RefSeq lists its product as uncharacterized. The transcript is spliced from 8 exons. Lineage: Eukaryota; Fungi; Ascomycota; Eurotiomycetes; Eurotiales; Aspergillaceae. The record is from RefSeq and is a predicted model, not a curated record. The coding region runs from base 1 to 1329 and encodes 442 amino acids.
AUGUCUCGACCUUUCCCCUUUCUCCAGCCAUUUACCCUGUCUUCAUCCCAACCGCGUGACAACCCUGUGUUCAUGGAACCAGAACGAUGCACUGCCGCUUCCUCGGCAUCUGAUACUCCACCCUCAGAGAAGGCACAUGUGGUCCCGAAAUCACUGAUCCCUGCAGGACCAACCAAGGCUACCAAUUUCCAGCCUGUCAAACUUAAUGGGAAGAAUUGGGCGAAAUUGGAUGACCAUGAGACUCAGUUGGCAGCAUAUCUCGGAUUUCAGAAUACCUCAGACCUUCGAGAAUUCGCUAUCUCGUUGCCCACCUUGCUUGCCGAAAAGUACUUCGCACCAGCGGCUCAUAAGAUGACAAAGCAUGGUGCAUUCAAAUCCAUAUCCAAUUUAGGAUCUAGAAAAUUUUUGGACCUGGCAGUCAAGAGAUCAUCCAAGCUACCAAACCAUCCAGAAACAGAAAAUUGUGGCUUGGAUUUUGUGGAAGAUGGUAUUGAACGUCAAGCAAUACAAGGAUACAAGCGUUGCAGAGAAUCUAUUGAACGGGCGGAGUUUUUGAAACGCUAUGCAUCUAAUAAACUCGGGUUUGCCUUAUCCUUCCCAGAAACUACGGACAACUUCCCAUGCCCUGAGCUUGGUUCCAUAACGGAUACGGGAGAGAGCGAACUUGAAAGCUACAAUCGUUGCUGGGAAUCGCUCCGAUAUCUAGGCAGUGGGUUUCACAAGGGAAAUUUGAAGCAUCGGUUUGCAAAUAUGAAGAGGCCGCACGCCCCGUCGUGGAUGCAGAUGGUGACUCAGACGGUGACCCUGACUGUACUCCCUGACCCAUAUAGUGUGCGCAAAUCAUCUGAAGGUGACCAAUCACCACCAAUUGAGCUCGAGGUACAUUGGGUACACAACGAAAAAGUCGCGAUGUACCACGAAACGGCGCUUGCUAUUGAGCAAGCUGGGAGCAGACAAGUAGUUGUGCCAGAUUCACAAUUCACAUUCCCCUGGGAUCCUCCAAUUUUCGUCAAUGCCCAGCAGUUCCGUGAAAAUAUUCGGCGUUACCUAAACUGCGAAGCAUUAGGUUUAAAUUUACAAAGCAUUAGCGUCUACUGUUACGAUGGAGACGAAGAUCAUUGGACGUCUUUAAAAGCUUUCUUUGACAAUCCCCUUCAUUCGGAAUUUGUUCUUUCGGUUCGCCUAGAACGUUUCGAUAUCGAUGAUCCAGCAUUGUCGCUUUAUGAGGAUGGCAAUAUUUCAAUUGACCCGCUCCUCUACCUUGCCACUCCGAAUUCACAAAUCAUCGUCGCAAAGGAAACUCCCGAUGAACGCCAAGGAAAAGAUUAG